CGGUUACAUACUCGCCGUGGUCGUCUACGUGAACGCCACCGGCAACUGGGACAAGGACGAUGAUUUGGUCGCAACGUUCGAAGUCAGCGCCGUUCUCGGAGGUACGGCCAGAUUGCCUUGUGACAUUGAACCGUCCACGCGAGAGGAUCGCGUAUACAUGGUGCUUUGGUUCCGCGAUGACGCGGUGAAACCGAUCUACAGCUUCGACGUGCGGGGCAGGCCUUUCAACAAAGCCCUGAACGCGUCGGACAGCAACGCGGUCGGGCCGAGGGCUUACUUCGAGACGAUCACCGAGCCGGCCGCGCUCUCCCUCGACGCGGUCCAGCUGGACGACGAGGGGAUCUACCGGUGCAGGGUCGACUUCAAGAAUUCGCCGACGAAGAACUUUCAAGUUAAUCUCACCGUGAUCGUCCCGCCGCACCAGCUCCUGAUUUACGACAGCUCCGGGGUGGAAGUGGAGAGCACCGCUGGACCGUUCCAAGUCGGCGUCGAGUUCGAGCUGUCCUGCGAAGUCAGAGGAGGCAAGCCGACGCCGGUGGUCACUUGGAUGGUGAACGAGAAGGAAGUGGACAGCAGGCUGGAGGAAACCGGGCGCAACAUAGUGGUCAGCAAGUUGAGGAUACCUCAGUUGAGGAGGGAGCACAGGAACACCACGUACAAAUGCCGGGCUUCGAACACGAACCUCAUUCCUCCGUUGGAGAAAACGGUCCUGCUGGAUGUUUAUCUGAAACCGUUGUCGGUGAAGAUCCUGUCGAAGCCGACGGUGCUCGAGACGGAGAAGGACUACUCGAUCGCCUGCGAGACCAUCGGGUCGCAUCCCCGAGCCAGGAUCACCUGGAUGGAGGGGAAUAGUAUUUACCACAGUGGCAAGGUGCUGGACGGCGGCAACAUCUCGGUGGUUCUUAGCACGUUGAUAUUCUCGCCGGUCCCGGACGACCACGGGAAGAUCCUCAAGUGCCGCGGGGAGAACCCGGAGCUGCCGGACGCGUAUCUGGAGGACUUCUUUCAGUUGAACGUGGUCUUCCCGCCGAAAGUGCAGCUGCACCUGGGCAGCACGCUGAACGCGGAGAAGAUCAAGGAGGGCGACGACGUCUACUUCGAGUGCAAGGUCAGGGCGAACCCGGAGCACCACAAGAUCACAUGGAGACAUAACGAAGGAGUGCUGACGCAGAACUACUCGGCCGGGGUCAUCAUGAGCACUCAGAGCCUGGUGCUGCAGAAGAUCGGACGCGACAACGCGGGCAACUACACGUGCCGCGCGAGCAACGACCGCGGAGAGACCACUAGCCCCGCCGUCACUCUGCGCGUCCAAUUUGCCCCAGUGUGCAAAGCGAAAGAAGUGACGAUAAUCGGCGCCUCGCUGGAGGAGUCCGUGAAGGUGCGCUGCGAGGUGGACGCCGACCCGAACGAGGUGGAGUUCGUCUGGGAGUUCAAUAACAGCGGGGAGAACUUCGAGGUCGCGCCGGCGAAGUUCGACGGGAAUAACGGGACGCUGAGCGAACUCAUUUACACGCCCGUGUCCGAGAGGGACUACGGCGCGCUGACUUGCUGGGGCAGGAACGUCAUCGGGAAACAGGAAGCGCCUUGCGUUUAUCAAAUCAUUCCUGCGGUGAAACCGAACCCGUUGAACAACUGCACGAUAAAGGCGUCGCUGAACCAAAGUUCCGAGAUCCUCGAGGUCGAGUGCGUGCCGGGAUACGACGGCGGCCUCAGGCAAGAGUUCCGGCUGGAAGCCUACGAGGUGGUCACGGGGAACCUGCGGGUGAACGCGUCCAGCAUAUCCGCGGAUGUCCCCUUGUUCCGCAUAGCAGUGGCGGACCUGCUUCCUGCCACCCAUUUUUACCUCGCCACGUACGCCGUGAACGCUAAAGGGAAGAGCGAAGUCAGUCUGCUCGAGGACAUCAUGCUGAGGGACUCUGAGAAGCACAUAGACAGCGGGAUCAGCAUGGCGCCGAUUUUGCUGCUUCUGGCCGGUUGCCUGAUGGCGACCCUCGUCACCGGGCUGUCGGUGAUGCUGAUGAUGUACCGGCGAAGGGGCACCACUUCCCCGGUGCACAUCGAGCCGUACAUGAAGCAGCCCAUAAUCACGCCGCCGGACUCGAGGAACAAUUCGAUGCUGGACGUGACGCACGGCGAUCACACCUACUUCGUCGAGUACACGCUGAAGCAGGUGACCGACUACGCGCUCAACAAUCAGCCGGACAUCAUCCAGUCGCCCCAAGUCGUUUCAGACCAGGAAAAGAUCAAACGCGAGCCACAACUGUUUCUACCGGUCAGACCGGACACCCUGUUCGCGCCGUACGACAUUCACAAGCAGGGGCUUCAGACGAACAGAUGCAACCUGAACCCAUUCUCCGCGAAAUCCUGGGAGCCCAUUAGCUUCAAAGCCGACCGCAAUUUGAUGAAGGAGAUCAUAAUCGCCAACUCUAUACCUGGUCCAGAAAGUUGCGUGUAAAGAGCCACGCGGAACAUAAGAACGAGCAAACAUAUCAGAAGGACCGAUUUCGAAGCCUAAACAAUCGUGAAUCCGUUGAUCGUGGACGAGUUCACGGUGAACGGGGGACGUGAACGAACUGCAACUGGUCCUACCGUCGAGUUUUCUUGUUUAAACGAAACCUCGUGGUUGGCGGAGCUACGGAUUACCGGGGACGAUCUAGGAAUCAUCGAGGCGACUAGUUGCAUACUAACUAAACGCUACACAUGGUGUAUUAUUCCAAGUUUAAUAUAUUUUGUGUCAAGUCUUAGAACGUUUACUUAUUCCACGACAACGGUAGAACUAAGCAACGGAAGUCGGUUAUUUCUUUCAUUUCAUUCGAUCUAUCUCAUCAUUACCGAGAGAAUCAUUUGUAUCUUCCGAAUAAUUGUAAAAGAACAGAUUUCCUAUUUACCGUAAGAAUAGUGGAAGUUCCGGUUUAACCCUUUGCACUCGAAAGUUUCUCACUUGAAAUGUUCAAUACAAUUUUCUAACUAGAUGUA
Molecule: messenger RNA, 2976 nt
Organism: Nomia melanderi (Alkali bee)
Lineage: Eukaryota; Metazoa; Arthropoda; Insecta; Hymenoptera; Halictidae
Gene: side-III
Product: sidestep III
Source: RefSeq, a predicted model, not a curated record